Molecule: messenger RNA, 1093 nt
Organism: Dioscorea cayenensis subsp. rotundata (Guinea yam)
Lineage: Eukaryota; Viridiplantae; Streptophyta; Magnoliopsida; Dioscoreales; Dioscoreaceae
Product: TVP38/TMEM64 family membrane protein slr0305
Exons: 9
Coding region: 194-1018 (274 amino acids)
Cellular component (GO): membrane
Source: RefSeq, a predicted model, not a curated record
CUGUAUAUUUCUUCUGUUUCUCGCUAUCGCUCGAUAUAUAUUUCUCAACAGAGCGAGAGAGACGAAGAAGAAGGGGAGAAGGGCGGUGGUAAAUCUGGCAAACAUUGGGGCUCUGAGGGCUCGGAAGCACGGGAGCGGGAUCGAAGGCGGGGACGACGAGGAUUGCAGGCCCUGGCGCCGCAGGCUCUCAUCCAUGGCCGUCUCCUCCUCCUCCUUCUUCCGCCUCUCCCUCCUCCUCCUCCUCCUCGCCGCCAUUGUCACCGCCUGCAUCACCCUCCCCGUUGAGAAGAUUCUGAAGGACUUUCUGAUUUGGAUUAAACAAAAUCUCGGACCAUGGGGACCUCUAGUACUGGCUAUUGCUUAUAUUCCAUUGACAAUUUUGGCAGUUCCAGCAUCAAUACUUACACUUGGAGGUGGAUAUCUCUUUGGGUUGCCUGUUGGUUUUGUUGCAGACUCUAUUGGAGCUACAAUUGGUGCAACCGCUGCAUUCCUCCUUGGAAGAACAAUCGGAAAGCCUUAUGUUAUUUCCAAGCUGAAGGAUUAUCCAAAAUUUCAGGCAGUUGCUAUUGCCAUCCAGAGAUCUGGUUUUAAGAUAGUCUUGCUGCUUCGACUUGUGCCUUUGCUCCCCUUCAACAUGUUGAAUUACCUACUUUCUGUCACACCUGUUGGUAUUGUUGAAUACAUGUUGGCUUCCUGGCUUGGGAUGAUGCCUAUUACUUUUGCUCUAGUGUAUGUUGGAACAACUUUAAAGGAUAUAGCUGACGUGACACAUGGUUGGAGUGAGGUUUCAACUUCUCGUUGGUUGUUCAUCAUUUUGGGCUUCUUGAUAUCUGCUAUACUAAUGGUAUGCGUUACCAAAGUAGCAAAAAGAUCAUUGGAGAAGGCAUUGGCAGAGAAUCCAGAGGUGGAGAACAUCCUCGUCUCGUCGGCCCGGUUGCCCAUUACAUCAGUGCCAACAUCAGAUAUAAACCAACCAUUGAUUAUCAAGGUCGAUUCGAGUAAUAGUCACGAGAAUUAACACGAUUCUUUUUCAUGUAAAUUCUGCUUCCUUCUUACAAUUGCAUGAUUGAGAGUAUCACAUGUAUAGUAGUUA